Molecule: messenger RNA, 429 nt
Organism: Symbiodinium sp. CCMP2456
Lineage: Eukaryota; Dinophyceae; Suessiales; Symbiodiniaceae
Source: the annotation of a GenBank genome assembly
AUGCUUUUCCUCCCGGGCUUUGUCGCUCUCGUCGGCGUGGUGCUGUAUGGGGCGCAGCCGCGGCUCUUUCCAGGAGAGAAGAGCGCCGACUUUAAGGUCGUUCAGCCUGCAGAAGCACCGGUGCUAAUGGAAUACCUUCAGAAGUACGAGAAAGAGCUGGGUCAAGAUUUCCUGGCCUACAGGAAUCACUGCCUCCGAGUCCUCUCCUUCGCUCUCUACUUCUUGGAGAAGUCUCCCUCAGAAGGCGCCAGGAGGAACUUGGAAGCUGCGUUGGCUUACCAUGAUCUUGCGCUGUGGAGUGAUUUGGCAGCCAGCUACUUGGGCCCGAGCGCAGCGAGGGCACGGAAAGACCUGGCAGGCUCCUACUCAGAGACCGACCUGAACCAGAUAGAGGAUUUGAUCAUGAACCACCACAAGAUCCUGACCUGA